AUAAAAGCACCUGUCCUGGCCAGACAUCACUCGCAUCUCACUUUCUCUCUCUCACACACACCCACCCUCACACACUCCUGAACUCCACACACACUCUGUCUCUCUCCCGUACAGAUCAGUGGGACCGGACACCACCGAGGUAAAGGAAACAUGAGUUACUCCAGCGAAAUUUACAGCAGCAGCUCCUAUCGGAAGAUCUUCGGAGAUGCCCCCCGGUCCGGCCGCGUGGGUCUGGUGAGCAGCAGCAGCCCGUCCCGGCUGCAUUCUGCGGGAUACCGCAGCAGCCACCGCACCUAUGGUUCCCCUUCCGUGAUGUCCUCCGCCACCUUCCGCAGGACAGCGGCGCCCGGCCGCGUCUUCUCCUCCAUGCCGGAGUCCGCGAUGGACCUGACCCAGUCCACCGCGGUCACCAACGAGCUCAAGAUCAUCCGCACCAACGAGAAGGAGCAGCUGCAGGGCCUCAACGACCGCUUCGUGUCCUUCAUUGAGAAAGUGCAUAACUUGGAGCAGCAGAACAAAGUCCUGGAGGCGGAGGUCACGCUGCUGCGGCAGCGCAACAGCGAGCCCUCGCGCCUGCACGAGCUGUACGAGCAAGAGAUCCGCGAGUUGCGGGCGCGCGUGGAGGAGCUGACGCACGAGAAGAGCCAGAUGCACCUGGACUGCGUGCAGAUGAACGAGACGCUGGAGCGCGUGAGGGAGAAGCUGGAGGAGGAGACCAGGCUGCGCGAGGAAGCGGAGAACACCCUGAAGGGCUACCGGAAGGACGUGGACGACGCGACCCUGGCGCGCCUGGAGCUGGAGAAAAAAGUUGAGUCACUGCUGGACGAGAUCGCCUUCCUCAGGAAAGUUCAUGAGGAGGAGCUGCAGGAGCUGCAGGCGUCUCUGCAGGCCACACAGGUGUCAGUGGAGAUGGACAUGAGCAAACCGGACCUGGCUGCCGCCCUGAAGGAUAUCCGGGCUCAGUACGAGAACCUGUCAGCCAGGAACCAGGUCCAGGCAGAGGAGUGGUACCGCUCCAAGUUCGCCAGUGUGACCGAGGCAGCUGCCCGCAACCAGGAUGCCAUCAAGCACUCAAAGGAGGAGCUGAGUGAGUACCGCAGGCAGGUGCAGGCCCGCACCCUGGAGAUCGAGGCCCUCAGGGGCCACAACGAGGCCCUGGAGAGGCAGAUUGCUGAGAUGGAGGAUCGCCAUAACAAUGAAAUUGGAGAGAUGCAGGACACCAUCCAGCAGCUGGAGGCUGCACUGCGCAGCACCAAGGGAGAAAUGUCCCGUCACCUGCGUGAGUACCAGGACCUGCUGAACGUCAAGAUGGCUCUGGACAUUGAGAUCGCUGCCUACAGGAAGCUGCUGGAAGGCGAGGAGUGCCGCCUCAGCUCUGUUGGUGGAGCCGUGGUCCAGUCGGGCUACCCUGGCUUCUCCUACAUGUCAGCCCGAACCUACACCCUGGGAGCCUACAGGAAGUCCGGUGCCAAGCCUGAGGAGGAGGAAGAGGAGGCUGAGGAGGAGGAGAAGGAGGAGGAGGAGGAGGGAGAGGAGGGAGAGGAGGGAGAGGAGGGAGAGGAGGAGGCCGAGGAGGGAGAAGAGGGAGAGGAGGGAGAGGAGGGAGAAGGAGAGGAAGGUGAGGAGGAGGAAGAGGAAGAGGAGGAGGAGAAGGAGAAGCCAAAGGAGAAAGACGAGAAGGAGAAGAAGAAGGAGAGCCCCACCGGCAAGAACAGCAAGAGCUAAACUGCUUGUAUCAUCAUCUUCAUCAUCAUCAUCAUCAUCAUCAUCAUCAUCACCAGUAACACAUUCCACAUCCAAACAAUCACUUGUAUGGAUCUGGUUACUGUUCACAUCAUCUUUGUCACACACAUAUACACACACACACAAAGACACACAGAACUCUGCACACUCCAGAUGCCUCACACCUGUGUUUCUCUGUCUCUGUUUGCUCAGAAGUGAUUAGCUCAAACAUUAUUAGACCAAGAAGGAGGGAAGGCAGAAUAGAUGUAUUAUGAUGGCAGAUGAGUUUAAAUCAUUCACACACUCUGCAGAGGUCAUCAUGAUUUUACAUAACAUGCACAAGUGCAGAGAGACGCACAGAAAGUGAGCAUGAUGCCGCAAAGUUUCAUAGGUUUGAAACUGAAUGAUUUGUCCUCAUGUGAGCAACAGUAAAUGUGCCAUUCAUGAUCAAUAUUCAAAAUUAGAGCAAUCAAUAACCUUGAAAGUAACAAUUUUGUCAGCACACAGACUUUAAGAUAAAUGCACAGAUCUCAGAGCAUGAGAAACAGCCAGUCCAACUUUUACGGUGCUAUUUGAUUUUUACAUAUAAAAGUUGGGGAGUUCUGUGAGUAAAGAUUUUAUCUCAGAACAAAGCUCUACCAGCUCAUUCCUGAACGUCGGCUCGUCACACAGGGGAAGUUUAACGGAAAUAAAAGCUUCUAUUUGAAGUGUAAGUCAAACCCCAUAUUUCACACAGCAGGUGAGUGCUUUUCACUCCCCUCUUUCUUCCACUCCUCUCCACUUAGUUCUACAUCUCAUCCCACCAUGACAAACUGAAAUGUACCACUGACCAUUCAAAACCUUUUCCAUUGUCUUUUAUUCACUGCAGCACGGCAAUAAUGGCAACUCGGAGCUCAGAAAAAACUGUAUAUAUGAAUGUGUUGGGGGGGUGGGUAGUACUUUUAGUAGUACUUUUCAGUCGCAGGGAAGGAGGAGUGCUGCAGCUUCUCCACGAUGAAGUGCAUCUUUGGGAAUGAAAAGUAUAGAGUUCAAAUUGCUGCUAUAUAUAUAUUUUUGGGAAUAUGAAUUAUCCCCCCUUUGAUUGAUUCAUUUGUCAAGGAAUUUAUCAGCCAUCUCACCUGUCAGAGUUGAAUAUUUAUAAUUAAGUCCUCCUCCUUACGUUCUUUCCCUUCACCUUUAGAGAAAACCGACCUUUUUUAUUUCUCCUCACAUAAACGUGGUGGUGCUUUUGUUUAAUUUAGCUGGAAAGGUGAAGGUGAGCGUGGCUGCCAGUGUCAGGCAGCUGCUGGUGACACUGACAGCCCUCAGCUCAGACUGCAAGUGGCAGGUGGGGCAGAUACUGCUGGGGGUCAUGGGUACAUGGUUCAGAGUCACAUAUAAGGGCUAUUUUCACCAUAACUCCUUCUAUCACUUUGCCCUGAACUGGUUUGCAUCACUGUUUAUCAUUUCACACCCCUCUGCUUUUCUUUUUGUCGACAAAUGAAUCAACCAACAGGCAUGAAUGCAUGGCCUGACUCUUGGAGCUUGAAUAUCUACUGGAUGGGAUAGAUUUUUGCUUGUUGUUGUGUGAUCAGUAAUAAAAAAAUAAAAAAAACUUGCCUUAACCAUGACUGAAAGUUAAAAUAAAACAUGUUUUCACCUGCAUCUCACUUGUUUGUUGGGAGGCUGAGGAGUGCUGACAUUUUCCAGACCGUUCUGCUAUACAACUGUGACUGUAUGUGCUGCUAUCUCAUGCAGUGAUAUUCCUCUCAAAGCCAAAUAAAAACAUUUAUUAACCAAA
Molecule: messenger RNA, 3502 nt
Organism: Lates calcarifer (barramundi perch)
Lineage: Eukaryota; Metazoa; Chordata; Actinopteri; Centropomidae
Gene: neff1
Exons: 4
Coding region: 151-1725 (524 amino acids)
Cellular component (GO): intermediate filament
Molecular function (GO): structural molecule activity
Source: RefSeq, a predicted model, not a curated record